AUGGCUGAGAACAAUAGGGAUAUGCGCCGUCUGGAGCGCCUGGUCCAGUGCCGCUUCUGCCAGAUUCGCUUCACCCCCGACGGCGCUUCUCGCCCAUUCAUCGUCAACGGACGCCCGAUAUGCCAGACGUGCAUGAACCGACGCAACGAGAGGGUGCUACCACCACCGCCAGCUCAACAUCAGGUCCCGCCACGUCCGGAUCGCUUCGGCGUUUGGCCGGGCGCCCAGGAAAUGCUCGAACGCCUGCAGGACGUCGAUAACGACCUGGCGCGCCUCGACGACUUCUUUGGACCGCAUGCCGGCGCGCACCAAAACGCCAAUGCACAGCCGCGCAACGUGCCCUUUUACGCGUUGAUUGCGGUGCUUGAACUGCUCGGCAAGGACGGCAAAGACUGGGCCUUCUUCAGCCGCCCACAAUUCGAGGAACGCGUGCGCAACAACACCAACCCGCUCGAGUGCCCGCUUUGUAUGAUCCAAUUCACCAUCCCGGCGCGUACCGUCGUACUGGAGUGUGGCCACGCUGUCUGCAUGACGUGCUGCCCAAGGAUGUCUCACUGCGUCACGUGCAACGAAGAGGUCCGCCGUCGAACCCCUGCCGCGCCGUACCGUUACAUGCCGUUUCCGCAUCCUCGUUAUGGCCCCGUCGGCGGUCGCUACCAUCGCCCGCAGAUGCUCAUCCAGCCGCUGACCGGACGUGCCGCUUGGGACGAGCUGAACGGCUUCGGGGCUGGCAUGGGCUUCGGCGGCGCCGGGGAGCCGUACAGACUACCACCACCAGCUGCGGCGCAGCCGGCAAACGCCGCCGGCGCUGCACAACAGCCCGCGCCCGGCGGAAACCCGUACGAUGAGCUGAACAAGCGCGUCCAGCCGCAACGUAUCCAGCAACACUAUCAGGAGCUCAUCGGUAUCCUGCUCGAACUCCGUGGGGCACGCGUCCCUGCACCGGCUGCUGCUGCUGAACCCGUCGCCACCCGGAACGUGUCGAUCAAGACCGAGCCCAUCGACGAGGAAGAGGCGCAGGCGAAGCCCGUGGCCUCGGGCUCGGGCUCACGCCGUCGCCGUGGCAUUUAUGCCUUCGGCACGAAACGUCGCCGAACCGAGAAUCUGCCGCAACCCGGCUCGAGCCGCCAGCCGACCGCCACCGUGGCCCCGAUCAACCCCGUGCAGGCGGCACCGCCGCCGAAGAAGCCGAAGCAGGUCGAGGUGGUCGACAUCAACGACGACGAGGACGACGUGCCGAUGCCGGUUGGGGAUGAUAUCAUAGUCCAGGACGCCGAAGACGUGCUAGAGAUUCUGGUGGACGUGAUUCAGUGUGGAGAAUGCCCGCGAAAGUGCGAUCCAAGUGACGUGUACGUGUGCGUGACGUGCGGCGAGCUCGACCUGUGCAGCCUGUGCAUGUUCCGAAAGCACCAGAAGCUCCAGCACAUGCUCCACGAGUACAACCAGGUCAAGCUGAUGCGCGACAUUGACAGCGCGCGCGAGCGCACCAAGACCCAGUACAACACCUACAACGACCUGAUGCCGGCCAUGAUGCGCACCGUGCAGCAGAGCCUCGGCAAGCUGGAAGAUUCAUUCGACUGGACGCUGGCCUGCGUCAACCAGUCCAAGACGCACGAGGAGGCCAUGGAGCUGCUGCAGUUUUCACGCCGUCUCGGCAACGACCUCGAGAAGUACAGCGAGGAAUUCAUGCCGCAGGCCCGUCGCUAUGUGGCCCGGAUCAAUGAACUUCUCGCCCGCACCUCCACCAAGUACCCAAAGCCGGCCGAAGACGAGGAGGGCCCCGCCGAGGAGACGGCCGAGGUGAUGAACAGCGGCGACGACCUCGAGGAGAUCGACCCGCCGGGCCCGUCGGGCGUCACGGCCACGUGCAAGCUGCUGCCGCCGCUCGUCGAC
This is a messenger RNA of Mesorhabditis spiculigera, 1893 nucleotides long. NCBI's taxonomy places the organism in Eukaryota, Metazoa, Nematoda, Chromadorea, Rhabditida, Rhabditidae. The record is from the annotation of a GenBank genome assembly.